This is a messenger RNA of Fraxinus pennsylvanica, 591 nucleotides long. Lineage: Eukaryota; Viridiplantae; Streptophyta; Magnoliopsida; Lamiales; Oleaceae. The record is from the annotation of a GenBank genome assembly.
AUGGUCAGUAUAUUGGGAGCCAAUCGGUGGCGGUCCAAGCACCCGGCCCAUCAUCUUUUGGGGAAGAUGGACGAGCAUCGCCGAGGGUUUUGCAACCUGGUUGGAAAGGAACUCCACUGUCUUCACUUUCUGCUUGGAAGUUCAACUGAUAGAGAUCAAAAAGUUCUUUGUCCAUCUAAUAUUUGCUCUUUGUAUAGUUUCCUUAUGUUAGUGCUUGAGAUUGUGAGAGGAAAAAGAAACAGAGGAUUUUCUUACAGUGAUCAUCACAAUAACCUUCUUGGACAUGCAUGGAUGCUUUAUAGAGAAGGUAGAUCUUUGGAAUUAGUUGAUGCUUACCUUGGCAUCUCAGACUAUUUAUCAGAAGUGCAGCGAUCAAUUCAUGUGGGACUGUUAUGCGUUCAACAUUGUCCAGGAGAUAGGCCAAGCAUGUCUUUACUAGUAUUGAUGUUGGGGAAUGAAGGUGUGUUGCCUCAAGCUAAACAACCUGGUUUUUUCACAGAAAGAGAUUUAUUUGCUGCUGAAAGUUUAACCAGCACAACUGCAGCAACUUCAUUAAACCAUUUGACCAUUUCAAUGCCUGAAGCACGAUAA